AUGAAAACCAUCCUCUUGAUCCUGAAAGAUUGGUCAGAUUGGCUCAGCUCAGUGAUGAAAAAGCAUGGAAGCUGUGGUAUAUUGGUGGCUGAGUCAGAAAGCCAGCCACCAGGCCUGUGUUUUAUAUUUAUAUGUCAGGUCCCAUUAGCAGACAGUAAGGCCGGGCAAAUGAAUGCAAGACCCUUUGCUCUUUGUCACUUCAUUAUCACAUCAAGAGGUAACAAACCCAAUGAAAUAGUUACAGUUUAUAGUUAUGAUUACUGUGCCUGUAUAGAUGCAUCUAUAUACCCAGGAACAGUAAAUACAAUAAAAUAA
This is a messenger RNA of Rangifer tarandus platyrhynchus (Svalbard reindeer), 315 nucleotides long. Lineage: Eukaryota; Metazoa; Chordata; Mammalia; Artiodactyla; Cervidae. The record is from the annotation of a GenBank genome assembly.